Molecule: messenger RNA, 1479 nt
Organism: Rosa chinensis
Lineage: Eukaryota; Viridiplantae; Streptophyta; Magnoliopsida; Rosales; Rosaceae
Product: protein NEOXANTHIN-DEFICIENT 1
Exons: 8
Coding region: 262-1359 (365 amino acids)
Source: RefSeq, a predicted model, not a curated record
CACAGCCAUUCGUUGCUCACACUCAAUUCCCUUCUGGGUUUCAUUGUCAUCUCUCCUCUCAUAAUUCAAGCAAAAAGACAGCCUUUGCUUCAAUCCAUUAUUCUCAUUUUCGAAUCUUUCUCCUGGGUUGUUAUCAUUUCUCACCUUGUGUUACAUAGAGCUUUUUUUGUUCUGGAACUCUCUGGAUUCAGUUCAGACUUGAAAGCACUUUUGAAGUUGUAUUUGGGUUAAGCACUUUCUUCAAGUAAUCUAAGCUCAUGGAUGUGGAAGAAACAAAAUGUUCCUUCAAGUACGGCAAGCCUCCGUGGAUUUUCAAAGGCAGGUAAGUGUCCUGACAGCACUCGCGCGGUGUUAAUUUAUUGUCUUCUUCUCAAUUUUGAAAGACGGCUCUGCACAUUGCCUUGGUUAUUUGUCGAAUCAGAGCAUUGUAUCAACUCCAUUUGGUCAAGGCAGCGACUAUUCGAGCAUGCAUCCCUAAAGAGUUCAGAUUGGUUGAAGCAUUUGGGUAAAAACACUAACAUUGUUCUUUGUGGAUCACUUUCACUUUUUUUAUUUUGGUUUUGGGAAUUUGAUCACCAAAAGAUAUUUGCGGUUUGCAGAUAUACUCUUGGCGGGUUUUUUCUUGCUAACUAUGAUGACAGCCCAGCUGGAGUUUUUGAUGAGCUUGUUGUGAUUGCUGGACUUAUAUGGAGCCCUCCAACGUCUUGCGCAUGGGCAGCAAAGGUACUUGUGAAUAGCAAAGAAGCUUGUGAUCAUGGGCGAAAGGAAGUAGGCCUUCCAAGUCAAGUUGCAAGGUUUUCUAAGAGAAUUACAGCAGUUUCAAGGAAACCAAAGACCAAACAAAGUGAAUUUCUAAACUUAAUUGGUAUGGAGGGUGGUUUCUCUGAUCCAGGAGAGCAGGUGAAUGUUCAAGUGACUGAAAUCAUGGGUCAAGCCUCAAAAGAUACCUGUAAUGUCAACCUUACCACUUUCGUGCCUGCAUUGGACAUUAACAAGUGGAUGGGACCAGCAAUCAAAAUGUCACUUCCAAGUUUUAGCGGUCGUACAGAGUAUUAUCCUGACCUUCUUAAGUACUCUUGCCAGAUCGACUGCAGGGUGCGAGUAGUGCAUCCAGCUAAAGUAUCGGGGCCAUCUCCUGUGCCAUCGAACGAGAACGAGAACAAACAAUGUUCAGAAAUUCAUAGUUGCAAUACGCAGAAUCAAGCAACUAAAGAAUUCAUGGACAAUGAGCAGAACCUUACCAGAGCCGUGAUGCUAUCAAAGCCCAUUUUGGCAUUGGAGUUCAGUUCUAUGAAAAUGCAGGUUGAAGCUCCGGUUGUAGUUUCCAACUACUUUAAGAACUCUUUAGCAACCUCUUGAUUUCUUGUUCAUGUUGUGUUACAAUGAUAAGCAUAUAUAAUAUUCCAUUUUCUUUCAUUGGCAUACAGUAGUUCUGCACAUUAAUAUCAAUGGAUUUCAAUGGGAGGAAUUUACAUUCAA